This is a messenger RNA of Porites lobata, 6895 nucleotides long. NCBI's taxonomy places the organism in Eukaryota, Metazoa, Cnidaria, Anthozoa, Scleractinia, Poritidae. The record is from the annotation of a GenBank genome assembly.
GGCAAAGAUGGAAAGGAUGGUCAACAUGGUAAGUCAUCUCUAGGUGACUCGACCCAGUUUUUUUUAAGGGGGUACCAUCCUACUUUGAAGCUCUCUGGUAUCCCCACCUUUACUUUUAUCGUAAGUCUAACACAUAGAAUGGAUAACAUAUAGAUCAAUCUACAAUAUGACAUAAAAUUUUUUGGCGAUCGGAGUAAAUGUCACGUGGUUAUAAUGCCACGCCCCUUUGAGGUCUGCGUCCAAAAUCUGCUGUUGCCAGCAUUUUUUCGUGAAAAUCUCUCGGCUACACAUAGUGCGCAUUAGUGCCUUGCGCUGAACAGAGUUUCACCAAAAUCGCAAAGACCCAAUUCGAGAAAUUCAGCGGUUUCCAAAUUUAGGUCAUAAUUUAUGCGAAAAUGAUAAGCAAACUUUACACGGAUUAUAUCUAAUAAGCUAUGAGAUUCAUCUCUGUAUUUUGGGCAUCCUUAUAACAGAUGGGUCCUUGCAAGUCAGCAAAACGCUUUAGGGCCUUGUAAAUGCGCGCGAUUUCGAGCAAAGCAAACAUAUAGAAAUUAUAGUUUUCGCUAUUUGUUGACGUUUGUCAGCGUUUGAGAGUCCUUCUCACGAAAAAAGCAUUUUCUUAAAAAUUCGUGGUUUUUUUUCCUUCAAAUUUUUUCAGGGCAACAAUUGAUUAACUAACUACCCGGACUCUGAAUUUCAUGGUCGUUGAAAAACUGUGACAUUAUCUUCUAUAAGCUCAAACUUGAGUAAACAUUGACAUUUUUAGUGCUUUGGGAGUUGGUUGUUACACAAGAACAUUUAACUGAAUUAUUAAUUUUUUAAAAAUAAUUUUACAUCUUAUUCUUCUUUCUUUGAAAAGAGAAAAGCCCAAAUGUAAAAAAAAAGCCCCUCUUUUUGCUUAUCAAUCUCUUGGUUUAUUAGAUAUAAUCCGUGUGAAGUUUGCUUAUCAUUUUCGCAUAAAUUAUGACCUAAAUUUGGAAACCGCUGAAUUUCUCGAAUUGGGUCUUUGCGAUUUUGGUGAAACUCUGUUCAGCGCAAGGCACUAAUGCGCACUAUGUGUAGCCGAGAGAUUUUCACAAUAAAAUGCCGGCAUCAGGCGAUUUUGGACUCAGACCUCAAAGGGGCGUGGCAUUAUAACCACGUGACAUUUACUCCGAUCGCCAAAAAUUUUAUGUCAUAUUGCAGAUUGAUCUAUAUGUUAUCCAUUCUAUGUGUUAGACUUACGAUAAAAGUAAAGGCGGGGAUACCAGAGAGCUUCAAAGUAGGAUGGUACCCCCCCAAAAAAACUGGGUCGAGUCACCUUAAAAUGCAACAAUUUUCCUUCAUUACCAUUUACAUACAUUAUAUGAUUUAGAAAUAAUUAGUCUUUUGUAUAAUCAAGUGUUAUUUUUGGUAAUUGCAGGAAAAGAUGGGCGCGAUGGAGUGAAUGGUGAUGUACAUUAUUUUAUUAAAUGUUACUAGUAAUAAAGGCUGAGGAGUGUGGCCAACAAUGAUUGAAUGUCAAAAUGCUUUCGCUCCGAUCCAGUGCUGUGUUUUGUGUGGUGGUCAAAUAUACAUGAUUACGAGUGAUAUGAGGUCCAAAUGCACGUGCUCAAAGUGCGUUCUGUGCAUUCCAUACAUUACUUGUGGAGGUCCAAACGAUUGGCUACAUACAUGCAACAUAUGCAUAAUAACAACCUGGGCUGAGUUGCUCAAAGUAUGGUUAGCUUUAACCAUUGGUUAAGAAGUAUCAAAACCAAUACGUUGUUAAGGUAUUAAACGCUGGUUAACGCUAACCAUGCUUCGAGCAACUGGGCCCUGGAGAUUAGAAUAGCAGGCCCCUCUUGUCGCCCGUGAUUAUCCUUUAUACAAGUACAAACAUGUCAGUAUAUACUUGCCAACUCUUUCUGAGUCAAUUUAAUUAAUGCAUGAGAUUUUCGUCCUGUUAUGACAGGAGUUUCUGAAAACGUCCCAGCCACUUCUGCACAUUUCCAACAAUUUUCCGAACACUUCCAAACGUUGCCAAAAAAUGUGUGAAGUUGUUCUGACAACCUUUGAGAGAUUCUGAAGUUAUUUCAAGUGUCAAAGGGAAAUUGGAUCGAAUUUUUGUCAUAUUAAGCAUGUGUUAAAGAACAAUUCAUCCGGAUUUGUUUGUGAGGUGUGAGAAAUUGUCCUUGUUGAUGAGUGAAAUCAAGGUCUAGACAUAAGUCCCCAGGCAUGAAACUCGUGCAUAAUGUGUUAGAGUUGUCAGGCAUACUGUAAUUAUUCUCAAAAUAAAUCUUAACCAUGGGUUUCCUUCUUGUCAUCCCCCCUGUUGAAGCUUAGCUUGUUGUCAGUGUUCUACCCUAGCUUGUAAUAUUACUAAUCCAAGGCUGUACGCCAAGAAAAAUUGUAGGGAUCCCAGUGCUCUGAACCUGUGAAAAACAGGGAGCCAAGCAUCAGAUUUGUAUGGGAAAGCUAAGAUUUCCUACUUGCUCAAGAUCAAAAGUAAGUGUUUAAGGGCCACUGACUGGGUGCUGCUUAAAAAGCACCAGUACAGCGGAACCUCGAUAUAAUGAAUGGCCAAGGGACUGGCAAUAAUAUAACAGGCUAUAACGAGGUUUCAUUUUAUUGAGGUUUUUUUUCAUAUAUUUUACUGUUACUGGGGUAAAGAAAAUAUUUUGUUAUACCAAGGACUUCGUUAUAUAGAGGUUCAUGAUAUCGAGGUUCCAGUGUAUCACUUUAAUUUGUUUAUUGUCUUGAACACAGGAAAAGAUGGCCGUGAUGGACGAGAUGGCAGUGGAAUAAAGGUUGGCUUUUUUAAGCUUCAAACAUUGCUUUCUCUUUUUGCUUGAAAAGUUCAGAAAUUCAAAUUAAAUGACCCAUGGAGCUGUAUGUCUCCAAUAAAAUGGUCUCUGUAGUGUGAAUGUAUCAAGUUGCCCAAAAAGAGGGGCUUUUUUUUUUACAUUUGGGCUUUUCUCUUUUCAAAGAAAGAAGAAUAAGAUGUAAAAUUAUUUUUAAAAAAUUAAUAAUUCAGUUAAAUGUUCUUGUGUAACAACCAACUUUUAGGGUCACUGUAACCAGAUAGUUUGCAAAAAUGAAACAUGACUAAAAAAUAAUACAAAUUAUGGACUUAUUAUAGAAUGGGACACAACUCAAAAAUAGUUGGCCAGCUUUUUAAAGUUUUGUCACUGUUUAUUGGACAAAUAAAAAUUGCUACAUAAAACUAUUUGAUUUGCUUUUUUCCCCACUGAUUCAGUUGUAAAAGUUGCUGUUGGCACAAUUUAGAGGAAAAGCACCUGCUCAUGUUUUUAAAACAGAACCCACAAAUGUGAAUAAAUUGUAUUCCGUACACUGUACCUCAGUUAAUUAUUUUAUUAUAGUAAAAUGUAAUUUCACACUUUCAUUUUUUAUGAAGUGAUAUCUAUCUUGUUCAAAGUUAAUGUUGGCAAUAUGCUGGCUCCUAAUAUGGGAGGUUAUGGGUGGUUCAAAGGCGAUUGGGUUCAGAUUCAUGUAGUGUAACCUUCCUUUGAUACCCUAUUGUAUGGUUAAGCCUCUAGUGUUAAUGCAAUGACUAAGCAGCUGUGUGCAUAUAGAUAAACUCAGACCAAAUGUUAAAUUUAAAUGGUUGGCCUGAAGCUGUUUUGAUUACUUUGAUUUAACAAAAAAAGUGAAAAAAGGUGCACUCUGUGUUGAUUCUUGAUUUUUUUGUUAUGACAAGUAAAUAAACUCAUUUUAGUGGUGGUACUUGUAUGUCCAUGAAGCUAAUAUAAAUAAGUAAAAUUAGUUAUUUUAUCAGUGAUAGUUUUCGCAGUUUUGGUUUCACUUUUAUUUGUGAAUAUCUCUGUUAGGGAGAAAAAGGAGAAACAGGGAUGCCAGGAAAUGACGGAAAUGCUGGCGUCAAGGUAUUAUUGACAUGUACUGCUUUUUUAAUAGUGGUUUGAGUUUCUGGAUCCAUAUACUUAAAUAAAACGUCAUUGAAUAUAAAUUUAAGUUGAACGAUGUAAAAUCAUCCAAAUCAUAACCAGACCAGUUAACUUUAUUUUGAUCUCCACCACACUAAAGACAAGCAAAUUGGCUAUUCUCUUAGCAUUUGUAUUAAAAAUAACAAUGAUGAUGAUAAUAAUAGUAAUAAUAAUAAUAUUAAUAAUAAUAAUAAAAUAGUAAUAAUAUGUAAAGAGGGAGCCCAACUUCCCAUAGCAGUUUUCAGUGGGUCCCUCAUUAAAGUUACUAAAGUAAUUAAUUGAUAAAAAGUAAAAACUUGCUCAAAAAUGAAAAAAAGAGUUAAGAUCAUAAAAUUCGCAGUAAAAAGUACGACUUUUUCCUGGAGUAAGAAGUUCCCAUAACAUUGUUCCUUAUUUUAACUUUGAGGAUGCUGAGGACAGUUUCUCUAGAAAUGCUUUAUGCGUUUACUAUGCAUGUUAUCAUUUUAUCAUGAGGAGAUAUGCAGCCAAUUAGCUUUUAAAGAAAAAAGUGCGAGGACAAGUUGAGUUAGAAGUUUCUUACUUCUACUUCAGUACUCUUAAACGCUUUCACAUCUAAGAGAUUAAUAAUGCAGAAUAAAAAAAAUGAAAAUAAAAUAAUAGAAAUAAGAUAAAAUAUUAAUUUAAAAAACGUUGCGUAGAUGAUAACAAAAGUUGCUUGAUUGCCUACUUUACCUUCUUAGCUUCGACUUCUGUACCAUUAUUAUUAUUAUUAGUAGUAGUAGUAUUUAGUAUUAGUAUUAGUAUUAGUAUUAUCAUCAUCAUCUUGUGUGGUUCUUAUUAUUUCUUUUGUAGGGGGAGAAAGGAGAACCAGGAGUAGAUAAAAACAGUAAUGGUGGUGUUAAAGUAAGCGUAACUUUAUCCUUCGUUUUGAAGACAGAAAUGACCAAUUUUCAGAAUCCAAAACAAAAAGGAAAGCGCAUCUUUAUCCUUACAGCAACAAAGGACUCAUACGAUUUUCUUUAUUGGUCCUGACCUACCAAUGAAGAAUCAUUAAUAUUACCUUUGAUUUCUCCACAAAGGGUGAGAAAGGAUCUCGUGGUGACAAAGGAUCACAAGGAGAGAAGGGACCACAAGGACAAAAAGGAAUUCCGGGAACUUGUGAUACCAAGGUAAUUAUCAUAAAACACUUUCCAUAUUUAACCAAUCUCUAUAACCUUUAGUAUAUAUAUAAUUCUUUUUACGAAAGCCUUAUUAAUUUUAUUACCACAGACUUCAUACACGUGUUGCGUGCACGAUCUCUUCUUUUUCCUGUUAUGUUUAAAGGGAGAAGGGUGCAUGAUUUAGUGGCAAGGCCAUGACAAGUGACAAUCGAGAUUUUCACUGGUACAAGUCAACUCACAUGUCCCACAAGUUCAAGGAAAGAGGAACAGAAUAAUACUCGCAGUCUUUGUUCACUAACACCAAAGAUGAUGUUAUGGUUAGAUUCAUAUCUCAAUGUUAUCUUGAAAGCGGGAGCAUUUUAGCAUCUUUUGGUGUUCGAUCAAGGGAGAUUGUCGUCAGAAAAAGUUGACUGUACGGGUGUUAAACCUUAUAGUUUGCAUAAAUAAAUACAUUAGGAGAUUGAAAGCUUUGUUAAUAAAUUGUAUUUGUUGUUUUUAUUUUGCCUUUUAGAGCAAAUCGAAGUGCUGUUUACCAGGUAUGAGCAUUAUUUAUUACUGUUGUCUACGAUGUACAUGUACAUUGAUUCAUUAGAAAGAAGAGCUGCCAAAUUUUAGUUUCAUGAAUAAGUGGCUCCUUCACAUGUACAUUAAAACUGCAGAAACAACACAAGAGUUAGAUGUACCUUUCUACCUUAUUUUUCGAUUUAUUCUAGUUGUUUUUUAUAGUAAUUGCUUGAUAACAAAGAUUUUCAACAAUUUUUUUUUCUUGUGGAAGAUUGCUCUAUUGGAUUCCACUUCUUUGAGAAAGUUCAAGAUCUUCCAACCCGAGGAGCAUUAGAUGUUGAACAUUUCACCAUUGAUGGAAGCUUGUUUCUUGCUUUUGCCAACUAUCGUGGGGACAUUAAAAACCGCAAGACAAGUUCCAUGAUCUACAAGAUGGACAACUCAACUGGAAGAUUGUCUUUGUACCAGACCCUGCAGACAAGAGGAGCGUAUGACCUGGAGUACUUUUCUAUUGCUAAUAAACAUUUUCUUGCUGUCGCUAAUCAUUGGGAUGGAACAUACCGGCUGGACUCUACAGUCUAUCAAUGGAAUGGAAAGCUGUUUGUCGACUUUCAGAAGUUAUCAACAAACGGAGCAGGUUACUUCACCUAUUUCAAGAUACUUGGGGAAAGGUAUCUCGCAGUAGCCAACUACAAUGACGGAAGUACCCAUUCUAUAAAGUCAGUUAUCUACAAAUGGAGCAGCGGCACGUUUAACAGAUUUCAAGACAUACCAACUGAAGGUGCCCUGGGAUGUACAGCGUUUGUGAUAAACGGUGAUACAUUCAUCGCUUUUGCAAACUAUUACAACUCCCAACAAAAGCAUUCUGUUCAGUCCACUGUGUUCAAGUGGUCAGGAGGUCGCUUUGUUAAACUGCAGUCUCUUCAGACUUACGGAGCGAGAGGUGUGAAGUCUUUCAACGUCAACGGUCACACGUUCCUCGCUUUUGCCAACCAAUAUUCUGGAAGUAAGUACAACAUCGAUUCGUUCAUUUACAAAUGGAAUGGCAAUACAUUUGUCUUGUUCCAAUCCAUUUCUACUCAAGGAGGCUCAACAUGGUGUCCAUUUGUGAUCAACGGUCAAACCUACCUUGGUGUGGCUAAUUACCACGGUGACAGUCAGAAACAUAACACUCAGUCACUUGUGUACCAGGCCUCUGGAGCAAGGUUCAUCAAGUACCAAGAGAUUCCCACACAUGGAGGGCAUGGUAUGACGUCAUUUGAGUACAAAGGUCAUACUUACCUUGCAGUGACAAACUAUUACAACAAGAAAUAUAACAUAAACAGCGCCCUGUACAAGUGGGUAUAG